CUUCUCCUCCGCCUCCCCUUUCCCUCACGCCCUCCCUCUCGACCCUUCUCCCUCCACACUCAUCAUUCGGCACAUCUCUUUUUCGGAACAACUACUGUUGGGUUAAGAGUUCUCUUCCUCUAGCUGCUUCAUCGGAAACUUACCAAUCAUGAGUAGAACCAAUGGAAUUGUGUGCUUCACGGGGUGGCUCUUAACUUUCGUCUCAGUUUGUUGUUGUGGCCGAAUUCCAGAUGAGCAGCGCCUUUACAGAGAUUUGAUGACGGGUUAUGAAAAAUCUGUUCGUCCCGUCAUAAAUGCAUCCACUAUAUUGUUAGUUCGCUUUGGUUUAAGGUUAAACCAAAUUGUUGACCUGGAUGAACGACAUCAGGUUUUGACAACUAACGUAUUUAUUGACCAGGAAUGGUCAGAUGAGAACUUAUAUUGGGAGCCCGGGAAAUACAAUAGCGUGCGAUCUCUACGUGUCCCAGCAAAAAAUGUUUGGCUACCGGACACAUUUAUCUACAACAAUGCAGAUGAUGGCUCAACCGGCUUUAUGCAAGGCACAUAUGUGUUGGUCAACUAUAAUGGCAGUGUUCUCUGGCCAGUACCGGUCAAAUUAAAAAGUUCCUGUAAAGUUGAUAUUACAUAUUUUCCGUUUGAUGACCAACAAUGCAUUUUACGAUUCGGUUCCUGGAUUUACAGCGGUUUAUGGAUCGAUUAUAUAACAAUGAUGGAGGGUAACCCGGUCGAUUUGACCACUUACGUCAAUAACAGUGAAUGGGAUUUACUGGACAUCAGACUGGACAAGAACAUACGCACCCACUCCUGCUGUCCUGAUCCUCACCCAGAUAUGACAUACACUCUAUACAUUCGUCGCCGAACUUUCUACUAUAUAUUUAAUAUUAUAAUUCCCUGUGUGAUGUUAUCGGCAUUGACGCUGCUAACAUUUUGGCUUCCACCAACGUCAGGGGAAAAGAUCACCCUUGGUCUCUCAGUAUUUUUAGCUUUUUCGAUGUUCAUGCUUCUUAUUGCUGAACAAGUUCCAGCAACAUCCGAGUCUGUUCCGCUUAUUGGUAUAUAUCUGUGUCUUGUCAUGACUAUGACCUCUGUAUCAGUUAUAAUGGCAGUCAUGGUCAUUAAUCUGUAUAAUCGAGGAAUGAAAACUAGACGAGCCCCAAAAUGGCUUAGGAAACUGAUUUUGGAGUUUGCCUCUAGUCCCCUAAAAAUGAAACAUGACAUAGAACACCUUGCUAAAGUUAUCACACUUACCGAAGAAAAAGAAGGUCUUUAUACGUGCACAAAACACGGAAAAGAUAAAAAACAAAACGGUACAAUCGGUUCAAUUGCUGCUCAAAGAGAAAAACACCCUCGUUCUCUCUAUGACGUUGGACGUGUACGUCAUCGACGUUAUACGAAAAACGAUAUUGAUACCGUAGAACCACUAGAGCUCCAAAACGAAGAUGAAGGAACGUGGCUAAGGGAGGAAGAAAUAAUUCCAGAAAAUGCUCCACCCCAACCGGAAGUCUCUGACAAGUCUCCCGAAUGCGAAAACAAUAACCAUUUUCCGCGCCAGAUCUCAGUCAAAACAGAAAACGAAAAAAACAUCGAUUUUGAAUGUAAACAAAAUGACGAAAAAUGGCCGUGUGCUGUGUAUCAGGCACUAUUAUCACGGAAGAUUGUCGUGGCAGAAUGGCAGCGGAUAGCAUGUGUUAUUGAUCGAUUUCUGUUCUGGAUUUAUUUCAUAUCCACCAUCGUUGCUUACAUUGUUAUUCUAGUUAUUAUACCUGGUCAGCGACAAGAUGCACGCGAAGAAGCUUACCGAGCGCGUGGAAGCUCAGUUUUUAACUCAUCAUUUACAUGAAUAUGAAAAAUUUACUAUUCAAAGUUCGGCUGAUAAAUUCCUGAAUGCCAUAAACGCAUGAAAUCACUUCCAUACAUAUCUCUCCCAAACAUACGAUCCCCGUGAAUAUGAAACAAAUCAGAAUCUCAUAUUUAGUUAAAUAUCUUCAUAAGCCCAAAUAUCCAUACAGAACAUGUGAUAUGCUCUCAAAGAUUAUGAUAUGCCUGAGAUCUGUAUAUAUAUAUAUAUAUAUAUAGACAUACUCACACACACACACACA
Molecule: messenger RNA, 2099 nt
Organism: Octopus sinensis (East Asian common octopus)
Lineage: Eukaryota; Metazoa; Mollusca; Cephalopoda; Octopoda; Octopodidae
Product: neuronal acetylcholine receptor subunit alpha-10
Exons: 8
Coding region: 149-1840 (563 amino acids)
Biological process (GO): monoatomic ion transmembrane transport; chemical synaptic transmission; nervous system process
Cellular component (GO): synapse; neuron projection; postsynaptic membrane
Molecular function (GO): acetylcholine-gated monoatomic cation-selective channel activity; transmembrane signaling receptor activity
Source: RefSeq, a predicted model, not a curated record